AAGCUUAUUUUCAUGAAACCUAAAAGCAUAGUCGAAUGGUUCUUAACAGUUUUAAGCCUUUAGCGCUGACUAAGACGAAAGUCGGCUCUUUAAUCCCAUCACUUCUAACUCUAUUGUUGCUUUCAGAGAUUUUGGUUUCUGCUAAGAAAUCUGGUGAUGUUACGGAAUUACAGAUUGGCGUGAAGUUUAAGCCAGAAACUUGUGAUAUUCAGGCUCACAAAGGUGACAUAAUCGAAGUACACUAUCGGGGAAAACUCACGGAUGGAACUGUUUUUGAUUCCAGCUUUGAAAGGGAUGAUCCAAUUAAGUUUGAGCUUGGCAGUGGCCAAGUUAUUAAAGGAUGGGACCAAGGGCUUUUAGCUAUGUGUUUGGGGGAGAAGCGAAAGUUGAAAAUACCUGCAAAACUUGGUUAUGGAGAACAAGGAUCCCCACCUAAAAUUCCAGGUGGAGCAACACUUAUUUUUGAUACCGAGCUCGUUGCAGUGAAUGGUAAAACAUCUGGAGGGAAAACGACAGGUGGUGAAAGUGAGCUAUAACUGAGGAAACGUUCCUGAAUCCAUUGGUAGUUAAAAAUUUGAGGAGUUUCCAGAGAAUUUAUUUGACAUUUUCUUAAUACUUUGAUCAUGACUUGAUAUCAAUUGAUCUGUAGUUGCAUAUGAUCAUGAUCAAUAAAUUUUGGACUUAAAACAGUUAAGGUCUAAAACCAUUUGACCUUUGAAA
Nelumbo nucifera (sacred lotus) is the source of this 720-nucleotide messenger RNA. Its product is annotated as FK506-binding protein 2-like. The record is from RefSeq and is a predicted model, not a curated record. NCBI's taxonomy places the organism in Eukaryota, Viridiplantae, Streptophyta, Magnoliopsida, Proteales, Nelumbonaceae. Gene Ontology annotation, biological process: protein peptidyl-prolyl isomerization. Gene Ontology annotation, molecular function: peptidyl-prolyl cis-trans isomerase activity. Gene Ontology annotation, cellular component: endoplasmic reticulum.